UGGGUGUUGCAUCAAGAAUUCUAAUCAACUUAACUUGAAUUUUCUCCCGUUUUGUAGAUGUCUGAAUCUUACAAUAGUCUUCCCAAAUCCUUUAAGCUUUCCAAAUGAAGAUGACGUUCCGAGAUACGAUCAAGGAAAUGAGAGUCAUGCUUCACUUCCUCCGCCUCCUCCAAUUAUUCUCCCUGACCCACAAGUUCAAAGGCUUGAAAAGUUCAAGCUUACUCAAGCCCUUUUGGCAAGUAAACACGAAGAUGGGAAACCUGUGUGUGCGCACGUCCUAGAGAUGAAGUCAUACAUUGAUAGGUUAAACAUGUUGGGUGUCGAGAUUUCAAGUGGGUUGGAUAUUGACUGGGUUCUUCAGUCACUUCCUGAAUCAUAUAGUGAGUUCGUUAGAGAGUACUAUAUGAUUGACCACGACGUGACCCUAAUUGAUCUCACCUACUUGCUUAUAGCUGCUGAAUCAACAAUGAUUUGGCGUGCUGGUCAAGCAAAUUUGUCUAGUGAAUCAAACUCCCAAACUUCAAUGGAUACUGGCAACAUUGGAAGUCCAGAAAGAACUAAGUCUGUGAUUGUCCGAUGUGUUGUGCCAAAGGAAUCUAUUUGCUUUUAUUGCCAAGAGAAGGGGCAUUGGAAACGAAGCUGCCCUAAUUAUCUGAGAGAUCUAAGAGAUGGGAGAGUCAAGACGUAUGACUCUACUUCAGGAUCGAAGAAAAGAGAGGAAGCUUGAAAAAAGAAGUGAGCUGAAUCUGAUCAUGAAGAAAUGGAUUUCGAUCGCAUUACUUGAAGAAUGGAUUCUUGAGCUACUACUUGGAGUUAGAAUAGAUUGUUAAGAAAUAUGUAAUAACAUAGUUUUUCAAUUGAGUUGAAUUGUAAGGACAAAAUUUUUUCCGCACUAAAAUGAAUUUUGACUUUAUCUUAUUUAUUUAUCCUUGCAAUGGCAUGUAUGAAAGAAUUGAUGUUUGAAUGUUUCUAUUAUUAGCAAUAAUGGAUUUGAUUCUUAAUUGUGUUAUUUGUGGAAAUGUCAAAAUUUUACCAAAUAGGGAGAGUUUCUCAUCACCCAAGUUUCAAUUGGAAAGAAACUUGGAAUCAUGCAAUGUGCAUUGUAUGAUGAAUGAAAAACUUUCACAUUUGGGAACCUUAGACUAAUUCUUUGGCAAAGUGUCAAUUGAAGGACUAGGAGAUCGAGUACACUAGGUCGUACG
Lactuca sativa (garden lettuce) is the source of this 1202-nucleotide messenger RNA. RefSeq lists its product as uncharacterized. The record is from RefSeq and is a predicted model, not a curated record. Gene Ontology annotation, molecular function: nucleic acid binding; zinc ion binding. Lineage: Eukaryota; Viridiplantae; Streptophyta; Magnoliopsida; Asterales; Asteraceae.